Messenger RNA from Penicillium malachiteum, 1122 nucleotides. RefSeq lists its product as uncharacterized. The record is from RefSeq and is a predicted model, not a curated record. The transcript is spliced from 4 exons. Gene Ontology annotation, molecular function: oxidoreductase activity, acting on NAD(P)H, oxygen as acceptor. Lineage: Eukaryota; Fungi; Ascomycota; Eurotiomycetes; Eurotiales; Aspergillaceae. Gene Ontology annotation, cellular component: intracellular anatomical structure. Bases 1 to 1122 code for a protein of 373 amino acids.
AUGUUUACGCGUUUUAUUACAGGCUCCACCUUAAGGGUGUUGAGCGCAACCCCUCACUCAACCACAUUCUCUACCUUCCGUCUAGUUACCAACCGGUUCACUCGGCAACUUUCAAGUACUGCGACACGAGCCAAAAAAAAAGCAGGAAAUGAGGAUCCAAAUAUUGCUGCAACCACAAAGGCCCCUCAGGGUGCCUCGGGAAGCCAGGAAGGCCGAUUCGCGCGAACUGAUGAGAGCGUACAGAUUCCUUACCCACCUGAUAGCGAGAUGCCCGCUCAGCCAGUUGCCCAAGGUCGUGGUGGUAUGCACUUCAAGCGCACUCUGGACCUGUUUUCACUCGAGGGUAAAGUCAGUAUGGUGACGGGUGGUGCACGAGGAUUGGGAUUAGUUAUGGCACAAGGAUUGGUCAAUUCGGGCUCGGAUUUGGCCAUUGUUGAUUUGAAUGGAGCUGAGGCUAAGGAGCAAGCGGGGAAACUGAUGGAACAGUUUCGGAAGGAGAAUCCUGGUCUUGAGCAAAUGCCGAGGAUUACCGCACACUAUGCCGAUGUCGCAGAUCCAGACUCAGUAAACAGCGCACUAUCGGAAGUUCUAGCGAAACAUGGUCGAAUCGAUAAUCUUGUCACCUCAGCAGGAUUCACGGAGAAUUUUGAUGCGAUCAGCUACCCCUUUGACCGAAUGCAGAAGCUCUGGGGUGUGAAUGUGAAUGGCACAUACUUGUUUGCUACAGGUGUAGCCAAGCACUUGAUGGAACGCAAAGCACCCGGUAGCAUCGUCAUGAUCGGUUCCAUGUCCGGUGCUAUUGUCAACGUGCCCCAGCCUCAAGCUCCAUACAAUGCGUCCAAGGCAGCCGUCCGGCAGUUAGCAGCUUCCUUAGCUGUUGAGUGGGCUGCUCAUAAUAUCCGCGUCAACUGCAUUAGUCCAGGAUAUAUGCUGACAGCUCUUACACGCAAAAUCCUGGACGAGAAUCCAGAGCUGCGCGAUAAAUGGAUUUCGCUUAUCCCGGUCGGUAAGAUGGGUGUCCCUGAGGAUUUGAUGGGAGCUGUCACUUUCUUGCUUAGCGAUGCAUCGAAAUAUGUCACUGGUGCUGAGCUCCGUGUAGAUGGUGGCUACACUGUGACUUGA